Molecule: messenger RNA, 1447 nt
Organism: Dromiciops gliroides (monito del monte)
Lineage: Eukaryota; Metazoa; Chordata; Mammalia; Microbiotheria; Microbiotheriidae
Gene: RDH12
Product: retinol dehydrogenase 12
Exons: 7
Coding region: 68-1009 (313 amino acids)
Source: RefSeq, a predicted model, not a curated record
AGAAAGCAGACCGGCAGAAACCUGAGAGAAGUGAGAGUUACAACAGCAGGAGCAGCAGGUUGGAAAGAUGAUAGGCAUCUUGGUGCUGUUCACCUCCUUCCUUUCCUUCCUGUUCAUGGCAAUCCCCUACAUCAGGAAGUACUUUGCUGGUGGAGUUUGUACAUCAACUGUGCAGCUUCCUGGAAAGGUAGUUGUGGUCACUGGAGCCAAUACAGGCAUUGGGAAGGAGACGGCCAAAGAGCUUGCUCGUAGAGGAGCCAGAGUAUACAUUGCCUGCCGGGAUGUACUAAAGGGAGAAUCGGCAGCCAGUGAGAUCCGGGCUGCAACAAAGAACCAGCAGGUGUUUGUCCGAAAGCUGGAUUUGUCUGACACCAAGUCAAUCCGAGCCUUUGCCGAGGGCUUCCUUGCAGAGGAAAAGAAGCUCCACAUAUUAAUUAAUAAUGCAGGAGUGAUGAUGUGUAACUACUCUAAGACAGCAGAUGGCUUUGAGACCCAGUUUGGAGUCAAUCAUUUGGGCCACUUCCUUCUGACUCACCUGCUCUUGGAGAGGCUGAAAGAAUCAGCUCCAUCCCGUGUGGUGAACCUAUCUUCUGUGGUUCACCAUUUUGGCAGUAUUUACUUCCGUGACUUGCAAGGGGAAAAGUACUAUAAUAGAGCCUUUGCUUACUGCCACAGCAAGCUGGCCAAUGUGCUUUUUACCCGUGAAUUGGCUUAUCGGCUGAAAGGGACUGGCGUCACCGCAUACGCAGUCCACCCUGGGAUCGUCCAAUCUGAAUUGGUGCGUCACUCAGUUCUCUUGUGUCUACUGUGGCGGCUAAUGACCCCUUUCGUGAAGUCAACCCAGCAAGGAGCUCAGACCAGCCUCCACUGUGCUUUGGCCGAGGGUAUCGAGUCUCAAAGUGGCAGAUAUUUCAGUGAUUGCAGGAAAGCGAAGGUGUUACCAAAGGCUCGAAACAACAAAACAGCAAAGCGCCUAUGGGAUGUCAGCUGUGAACUCCUGGGCAUCUAGUGGGAAUACACGGUGGCAGAAGAGAAACUGGCUUCAUACUCUUAGUGUGGACUAAUUGAGUUCAAACAUCCGAGAACAAUUCCCCAAAGGAGAAGGCACAUUGACAUGGGAAAGAUCAGCUGCUGCCUGUGGACACAUUCCUCUUUUAUUCCAUCUCUAUCACCUAUCAGAGAACCUUUGUCCUCUCUGUCCUCUUGCCUGCUUGGCUCAUUUGGAUAGGCAUUCACAUUUACAUAAUCUUCUUACAAAAGGGUAUGGUGAGUAGCACAUAUGCAUUAUUGGGUUAGGCCUAAUGAAUAGACCUCAACUCACAAAUGGCAGCCAUUGAAGUGCUUCUGGGAAAGCUAACAUUGGUUAGCUUGCUAUUGUUAUUUGUUAGCUCCCUCAUCAUACCUGGUUCCAGGUAGUUUGUGUUCCAUUUUAGAAGCACUCUUUACU